Ziziphus jujuba (common jujube) is the source of this 918-nucleotide messenger RNA. RefSeq lists its product as uncharacterized. The transcript is spliced from 3 exons. The record is from RefSeq and is a predicted model, not a curated record. The coding region runs from base 1 to 918 and encodes 305 amino acids. Gene Ontology annotation, molecular function: nucleic acid binding. Gene Ontology annotation, biological process: DNA integration. NCBI's taxonomy places the organism in Eukaryota, Viridiplantae, Streptophyta, Magnoliopsida, Rosales, Rhamnaceae.
AUGGGAAACUUUGGCUACAAUAAGAUUGAAAAGAAGGUGAACUAUGUUGAAGAAAGAAGUCAAGAAGAUGGUACCUUGCUGUUGGCUUACAAAGAUAAGGAAAGAAGUGAAGACAAUACAUGGUAUUUAGACACCGGUGCAAGCAAUCACAUGUGUGGAAGAAGAGGCAUCUUUGUGGAGCUUGAUGAAUCUGUAAGAGGCAAUGUAUCUUUUGGGGAAGAGUCCAAAGUAGCAAUAAAAGGAAAAGGUAGCAUCCUUAUUCGGUUAAAGAGUGGAAAACGCCACUUCAUAUCAAAUGUAUAUUAUGUGCUGAGUAUGAAGAGCAACAUCUUGAGUCUUGGACAGCUUUUGGAAAAAGGUUAUGAUAUUCAUCUAAGAGACAACCAUCUUUGUAUAAGGGACAAUGCAAGCAACUUAAUUACCAAGGUGCCGAUGUCAAGAAAUAAGAUGUUCACAUUCAACAUUCAAAAUGAUGCUUCCAAGUGUCUCAAGGCUUGCUACAAAGAUGGAAAGAUAUGGGUGUAUUUUUUAAAGGAAAAAUCAGAGGUGUUUGAAAACGUUAAGAAGUUUAAAGCUCUUGUUGAGAAGGAAAGUGGCCUUUUGAUAAAAUCCAUGAGAUCUGACCGUGGAGGAGAGUUUACAUCAAAUGAAUUCCAAAAAUAUUAUGAAGAUCAUGGAAUUCGAAGGUUUCUAACAGUGCUAAGAUCCCCCCAACAGAACGGUGUGGUAGAAAGGAAAAAUAGAACAAUCCUAGAUAUGGUGAGAAGCAUGCUUAAAAGCACGAGGUUGCCGAAGGAGUUUGGGCAGAGGCAGUUGCAUAUGCUGUUUACCUAUCUAACUGACCUCCAACAAGAAGUGUGUGGGGAAAAACACCUCAAGAAACUUGGAGUGGAAGGAAGCAAGGUAUUUCACACUUAA